CCUCUCCUCGACCGCCGCUGCCUCCGCCGCUGAAAAGUCACUACCGGCAAACAACACGCUCGACAUUUCUUCGCGCAACAGCUGAGUCUCUGCACAAAGAUGACCUCGCAACAGAAUGGCACCGCUGCCAAUGGAAAGAUGGGACACACUGCGAAGCGGAGCUCAGGACGAGUAGUGCCAGCCAUCCCCUUCAGCUUGAUCAGGCCAGCGCACCAAGUCAAAUCGCUCCCGAAGCAGCACGAUGGCACUGUGAAAGCCGCUCCUGCGCUCACAGACCCGCAAACUGUAUCUGAGCAGGGACAGAAUGGCGGAAGCGAAGUUGAGCAGCAGGCUCGCGGUGUUGAAACGCAAGAGGCGGAUCACUCAGUGAGAAUCGAGCAGAAGCAGCACCAAGAGCACGAAGGGCGGGAGAAGACACGGUCGUCGACAGAGACGCCUAUAUCGCGAGGCAGCGCUGUCAUGUCUCUGUCCAACGGAAGCACACCCGAACAUGUGGCUAGCCAAGUUCUCGCGCAGCGCGAUGUGCUUGCAAACGGCCAGGCGGCAGCAUCCAGUCCUGCGACCACAUCCAGUCCGACAUCAGGACGAUUUGACAUGCGUCAGACCAGAGCCGAGUUACCGCCUGCCUUCAUUCCGUCAGCAGUACAAGAGCUUUCCGUGUCCGCUGCGUCUUCACAGCGUCGUCCAUCGAAUCUGUUCCAGGGCCUCCCAAUUCACCCUGGCACGAGCAACAUAGUCUUUGGUGGCAACGAGUCCACAGGAUCUUCGCCAGCGCCUCCUCCUGGUGCAGGUUCUGCCUUCGUGCCUCCACCAACCAUGCACCAUGGCCAUGCCCAUCAUGCGUCUGUACCACAUUCCCAACGCUCCCAGAAUGGGAAUCACGCCACGCCGUCAUGUGCAGCACGACAAGUUGCUGGACCACAUCGUCAGUCAACUACCCAUGUGCCGUUCCAUUAUUCAUCACGCGAUAAUUUCGCCCCCAAUGGGCAUGCGGUAGUAAACGGAUACGGACCGCGGUCUCGUUCUGGCUCUCACGCCUCGUCCAGAGCUGGCGUCGAAUUACAAUCACCGUUGUCCAACGAUGUGGAUCGAUCUAUGGACAGCGGCAAAGUCAUGUACCCCGACAGCAAGCCACUUUUCGCCAAUCGACACUUUUCGCCUUCUUUCCAACAGCACAUGCAGCCAGCUCCGCCGAACUUCCCACAUCCCGAGAUGGCAGCUGGUUUUGAGAAUGCGGAGUCCAUGCGAGAUCAUGUUCUGUCACAGUUUCAGAAUCCCGCCCUGACCGAUUGUAAGCUUUUGGUAUUGGAGCACGAUGGAUCUGCGCGCUCCGAGCUCGACUGCCAUAGGCUCAUCCUGGCCCGCAGUCCGCGACUACUCGAAAUCAUCAUAAACAACUCUGAGGGUCCUCAUGAGAACAAGUCACAAGUGCAGGUCCAGCUCACAGGCCCCCGUGUACGCACAGGGCCUUUCGUCGAUGCUGUCCGAUAUCUCUACGGCGGUCAACUUCCACCUUACGACCUGUACAAUCUCGCACCGACCGCUUCGACAGAGGACCGAGUGGAGGUUGCCUUGCAGUACAUCGCGACAGGAGCGUGGCUCAAGAUUCAUGCUGUAGCUCAACGUGGAGUGGAAAUUGCUUCGAGCCUGUUGCAAUGGGAUACCAUCACGCGAAUUCUCGCUUUCGCUCUCGAUGGUGGACUCGGCCAGGGGUGGCCGAUAGAGUAUGGUAGCGAGAAGAUGGGCACAUCUUCAAGCAAUGACCAUUUCGCCAAACCGGAAGCUGGUGGCUCCCCGAUCCACGAACCACACUCGUCUGCUCUGCUUGGCAGUGUGCUCGAGUUUGCUGUGCACAAUUUGCCCCCCAACUUCUAUAUGGACUCUUCUGCACCUCAGUCCGACGCGUGCCCUCGAUUGCCAUCCUACCCACAGCAUCACGAGAGCAAGACUUCAUUAUCCGAUCCGCGAUUGAGCAAGAUCCGCUUUGGAGAGAUGUCCAACGAGAACGACGGUCACCAACGGCCGUCUUUUGCGACCACUAUUGUUUCCAGCAUCUUGCUUUCACUUCCAUUCCCUCUGCUGAAGUGUCUCCUGGAGCAUCCUGCCCUGGCUGGCCGUCUCGGCACCGACACUGUGGGCAGCAUCAUGCGUCAGGUCGUCCAUGAGCGCGAGAAUCGCCGACGAAAGACACUCAAGAGCCGUAAUUCCAGUCGCAUUGACGAGACUGCCGAUUAUCAGCAGGUCCAGAAUCUGUACUGGGAAGAGGUUGUGGAGCCGUCCCCUCUGACACGAGCCGGCUUGCGUCUGGCACGCCGCCGAAGAGGUAUUGACACACCUCCGAGCUCUGCUGAUACGGAUGUCGCUCAGUGAGCAAUUUUGCUCGAUUUCUAAAAGAAAAAAAAAACAAAGCUUUAGUUUGUGCGUCGCCAUGAGUGCGAUUUGUCUGUUGCAUAGCAAGCGGGAGGCGUUACAUGAUGAUGGGACGGGCUUUUUCAAGAUACCUAUAUGCAGCGCUGCGACUGAUGCUUGGAUGAUGAAUUAGCGGCGUGCAUAUGGGAAUGGAAAAGAGAUGAUAUUGGAGCGUUUUGAACCACCACAUGGUUCGGGAAGGGAUGUUGGCGCGGCAAAAGUGUUCCAGGGCCUCGUUUGGGCUUCACAUGAAUGACAGGGAGGAUCGCGCACAGGCUGCAUUGUAUGCCAAUAGUAAUUGCUCUGCUUUGUCUGGGCAGAUGGAUCAAGCUACCUCCGUUUAUAGCACAUCAAACCGAUCAAUACGGC
Sphaerulina musiva SO2202 is the source of this 2778-nucleotide messenger RNA. RefSeq lists its product as uncharacterized. The record is from RefSeq and is a predicted model, not a curated record. Bases 100 to 2370 code for a protein of 756 amino acids. The transcript has a single exon. NCBI's taxonomy places the organism in Eukaryota, Fungi, Ascomycota, Dothideomycetes, Mycosphaerellales, Mycosphaerellaceae.